AUGAUGGGUGUCCUGGGUGCUCUUGUAGUUCCCCCGUACGUCGGCUCAUACAUCGGUAUUAUGAGGCAAUUCAAUAUUGAGCUGUACAUCAAGGCCUGUGCUAAGGUUAAGGCCACGGUCCUUAAAAUGGUCCCCACCAUUAUGGCCGACUUCGUCCAACAUCCUCUCACCCAGGAUGUGGAUCUGACCAGUGUUGACACCCUAUUAUCUGCCGGUGCCACUCUGAAACCUGAAGUUGUUGCAAAACUGCAAAAGUUACUCCGCGGCGUUAAUAUCAUCCAGGGCUACGGAAUGAGUGAGGCUGGUGUUUCCACGCUUCCAGCGCAUAAGUCGGUCGAAAAGAAAGGAAGUAUAUCUUCGCCUGACAACAAUGGCACUGCUAGCCAGAUCCGAAUCGUGGAUGAAAAUCUGCAGGAUGUCCAGCCAGGCCAAUCCGGAGAACUUCUACUUCGAAGUCCAACUGUAUUCAUGGGUUAUAAAAACAACAAAAAGGAUACCGAGGAAUCCUUCCACGAUGGCUGGCUGCGGACCGGUGAUGUGCUAUCUAUCGACUCCGAUGGCUUCCUGUGGUUUUCUGAACGGAAAAAGGAGAUGAUAAAAGUGAAAGGGAAUCAAGUAGCACCAUCAGAGCUGGAGGGAAUUCUCGGGUCUCACGAUCUGGUCCUUGGAGCAGCGGUCUGUGGUUACUUUGACGAUACUCGACAGACGGAGCGACCUAUUGGUUAUGUGGUUCUUUCUCCAUCCGUCGCCCCGAACGAGCGUGACAGGGUGCUGGAUGAGAUUCGGACAUGGGUUGAUGGACAAGUAGCACCCUACAAGCGGCUUCGUGGUGGCUUGCACUCCAUCGGUGCGCUCCCAAAGAAUCCUACUGGGAAGCUCAUGCGCAGCCAGCUCCCCAUCAAGUUGGCCGAAAAGCGCAAGGCACGAAUUUGA
Messenger RNA from Aspergillus puulaauensis, 933 nucleotides. RefSeq lists its product as uncharacterized. The transcript is spliced from 5 exons. Gene Ontology annotation, biological process: secondary metabolic process. The coding region runs from base 1 to 933 and encodes 310 amino acids. Gene Ontology annotation, molecular function: CoA-ligase activity. NCBI's taxonomy places the organism in Eukaryota, Fungi, Ascomycota, Eurotiomycetes, Eurotiales, Aspergillaceae. The record is from RefSeq and is a predicted model, not a curated record.